Molecule: messenger RNA, 2538 nt
Organism: Angiostrongylus costaricensis
Lineage: Eukaryota; Metazoa; Nematoda; Chromadorea; Rhabditida; Metastrongylidae
Source: the annotation of a GenBank genome assembly
AUGCGAAAAGGUAGCGAUCUUACUGGUGUCGAGUAUAACGUUCAAAGUUUCCUUAAUCUUUUCAGAUACUCUCAUCGAAAGUGGUUUUUUCAAGCGACACCGUUUUUCAGUUCGGACCAAGUUACUUAUCACAUCAACGUCUUGAUUACGUUUACGACGGUCUGUGUAGGAAGAGGUGACAGAAUCGGUGAACAAAUUGGUAUUCCAACGUUUGUAUGUGGUGAAAUUGGUGCUUCUAUCAAGAACCAACGACUAUUGGUCAACGGUUACUCGGUGAAUAAGUUAUUAACGAAGAUGCCUUUGGGAGGGUCUUCAACGAUGACUCAUAGGAAGAGAAAGAAAGAGUUCGAUCGGUGUUUCGACAUGGUCGGGUCUACAUCCAAAAAAUCAACUGAACAAGAUGACCACAUAGGAUCAUUCAAGGACGCUACAGAGAAUGUUAUCAUCAAGAAAAGGCAUCAAUCGGAGCUAGAAUCUAGUUCUGACGUAUUAACCGAAGAUUGCAAGAAACCAUUACUUAAAUCUUCGCCUGCUGAAGAAUGUGCUGCCGUAGUCCUCCCUGUUGGAACACCUGCUAAUGAGGAGACAUUCACCAGAUCGAAAAGCAAGAAAACGUCAGAUCGCAAACGUACGUUGUCCGAAAAUGCACGCAAGGAGAUGUCUGAUCCUGUUUGUCCAUACGAUAUGAGCGGAGUUUGGACGUUUGAGGGCUUUCAGCAUACAGUACUGGUUACCAUGUUUUAUUACCCAAAUAGGUUGAAAUACUCAAUGCAGGAUCGUAUCGAUGUCCGGAUAAAGUGUAUUCAUUGGCAGCGUGACAUUCCUCAUGGUGCAGGUCUCGUAAAUAAAAGGAACAUUUGUUUUGCCAACUCCGUAUUGCAAAGCCUCGUUCAUAUUCCACCGUUCACGCGCUAUACGCUGGAAAAACACAUUCAUAGCAACGGAGAGCAAGAGAAAAAGUGCGUCUGGUGUAUGAUGCGUCGUGCUCACUAUUCAAAGAUCUUCAAUUACAAGAAGCCAUAUUUAGCUAAAUGGGUUGUAGAACUUUGGCCAAGUCUGUUCUCCAAGAAGUACCGUGGUAGUCAGGAAGACGCUCAUGAGUUCUUUUUGAAACUCGCUGAUGCUCUGAAACUUAUUGAGGAGAAUAGUCCUAGUAACGAAACAUCACCACCAUCCCCCAUCGACAUAAUCUUUGGGGGCAAAACACGCUAUGAAACAACCUGUGCUGCUUGUGGUGAUAAGACAGUGAGAUACCAGAAGUUUUUGGAUCUCAGUCUUCCUCUACCUGAAACAUGGAAAAAAAGACGUGCGCCGAAUACUACUGACCUGCUUUCACUUCAUAUGCAGGAUGAACAAAUCGAGUGUAACUGUUCGAAAUGUGGUUCUAAGUGGAAGACUAUGUCGUCGAAAAUUCUCCGUUGCCCCUCUGUACUUCUUCUUCAUAUCUUACGUUUUUCUGGUUACAAAACAAAAUCCAGCAUGAGAAUAAAUAUCGAGAAGAAGAUUUCACUAAGAAGGUUCACAUAUUUGCAAGACGACGAGGACAAAUACGAACUAUCCGCAGCGAUUUUCCAUAUUGGGUCUUAUGCCAACCGUGGACAUUAUACAGUAAUGGCGAAAGGAUUCGACAACAGAUACUAUUACUUUGACGACAUUCAUGUUAAACGCGUCCACUCAAUGACAAUGUUUACUGUCCUUUCUAGCUACAUGCUAUUCUACAGUCGCACAAGACCUCAAAAAUGUGUGCCAAUUACAGAGGAUUCUUCGAUUGUGAGAUCCAAAACGUCUUUUUCUUCUGAUAAGAUCUCGUCAAAGACAGGUCGCAAUGCUGUUAUUCCCAUAAAGACUUCACUUGACAAACCAAAAGCUCAAAUAUCUUCAAGUUUUUCACCUAAGAAAGAUGUUAUUAAAGCAACUGAGUCCUAUUUUCCCAGUGGUAAUACGCCAUCUCCAAAAUCUUCCCCCUCCUUUAUUGCUAAAGACGAAGAAAGCUCGGCAAAUGAUUCUACUGGUGAUCCUGCGCUUAAGAGCAUUACCACGGAUAAUAUCCCGCAAAGCUUUUGUUUCAAAAGUGCUGGGAACGAAGUAAAGAACUUAUCCGAGAAUACUCAGAAUUCUUCGAGUUUUCUUAUAUGCGAUGACGAUCAUUACGAUGUUGGAAUGAAUACUACUAUGGAAGGCAAUGAGAAUAUCUGGAAUUCAAAUUCACACGGCGAAAAGAAUUUCAAACCUGGUGAAAGCGGAACAAUUGAUACUUCUGAUUCCAUUAACUUUGACAUUUCCUGUUGUGAAAACAAAUUUGGAAAAUUGGAUUUCACAAAUGCAGAUGGCGUGAAUAACAACGUUGGCUGUGGGAGUUCGAAUAGAAGAUCCAGUGCGUUUAAUGGAAGUGGCGAUGACAUGGAAAAGCAUGGUAAAGGUUUUGCUAAAGACCGUCAAGCUCGCAACAAACAUUCCACUAAAGCCUUCCGUAAUCAAGAUGGUGAUGAAGUUUCUGGACAUUUGUCACGAAGACGUAAGGCACAGGUCAAGCUAUAA